Molecule: messenger RNA, 3699 nt
Organism: Mesocricetus auratus (golden hamster)
Lineage: Eukaryota; Metazoa; Chordata; Mammalia; Rodentia; Cricetidae
Gene: Ctnnal1
Product: catenin alpha like 1
Exons: 19
Coding region: 90-2291 (733 amino acids)
Biological process (GO): cell adhesion; Rho protein signal transduction
Molecular function (GO): cadherin binding; actin filament binding
Source: RefSeq, a predicted model, not a curated record
CGCGGCGCGGGCGGCGGGCGGCGGGCUGGCUGGCUGGCGGGCCCCGCACUGCCGGUUGCGGGCUGGGGCUGUGCCACCAGAGCCGGGUCAUGGCCGCGUCUCCGGUCCCCGGCGGCGGCGGCGCGGGAGCGGGAGCUGUCCACUCCUCCAGGACGUCUGGCUUCGCCUUCGACCCGGGGCUGGAGAUCCGAACGCGCUCGGUGGAGCAGACGCUGCUGCCCCUGGUUUCUCAGAUUACCACACUUAUUAACCAUAAAGAUAAUACCAAAAAGUCUGAUAAAACUCUGCAAGCAAUUCAGCGUGUGGGACAAGCUGUCAACUUGGCAGUUGGAAGAUUUGUUAAAGUAGGGGAAGCUAUAGCCAAUGAAAACUGGGAUUUGAAAGAAGAAAUUAAUAUUGCCUGCAUUGAGGCUAAACAAGCAGGAGAAACGAUUGCAGCACUCACAGAUGUGACCAAAUUGAACCCUGUGGAAUCGGAUGGCCAGAUCACAAUUUUGACAGACAAAACAGGGGUUGUGCAGGCCGCCAGGCUGCUGCUCUCCUCGGUGACAAAGGUGUUGCUGCUGGCAGACCGAGUAGUCAUCAAGCAGAUAGUGACGUCGAGAAACAAGGUUCUUACAACCAUGGAGAGACUAGAGAAAGUAAACAGCUUUCAGGAGUUUGUUCAGAUGUUCAGCCAGUUUGGAAAUGAAAUGGUGGAGUUUGCACAUCUAACAGGAGACAGACAAAAUGAUUUGAAAGAUGAAAAGAAAAAGGCCAGCAUGGCGGUGGCGAGGGCCGUGCUGGAAAAGGGCACCAUGAUGCUGCUCACGGCUUCCAAGACAUGUCUCAGGCAUCCCAGCUGUGACUCAGCCCAUAAAAACAAAGAAGGAGUGUUUGACCGGAUGCGAGUGGCCCUGGAUAAGGUCAUUGAGAUCGUCACUGAGUGUAAACCAAACAGAGAGACUGACAGCUCAUCUGUCAGCGUUUUUACUGGGAUUAAAGAAUUGAAGUUGAACAUUGAAGCUCUUCGAGAGAAUCUCUACUUUGAGUCCAAGGACAACCUUUCUGCUGCAUUGGAGGUCAUCUUGGAGCGUGUGGAGGACUUCACCGAUUCUGCCUACACCAGCCAUGAGCACAGGGAACGCAUCUUGGAGCUGUCUACGCAGGCGAGAACAGAACUGCAACAGCUCACUUCCGUGUGGAUGCAGGCUCAAAGCAGGAAGACUAAGAGUGCCGCCGAGGAGCUGGAACUCACCAUUCUGAGGGUCAGCCACAGUCUCAACGAGCUGCGGAAAGAGCUUCACCAUACAGCCCUGCAGCUGGCAGCCGACCUGCUAAAAUUCCAUGCUGAUCAUGUGGUUUUAAAAGCAUUAAAACUCACUGGAGUAGAAGGAAAUUUGGAAGCGUUGGCUGAAUAUGCCUGUAAACUCUCUGAGCAGAAAGAACAGCUUGUUGAGGCGUGUCGAUUGUUGCGGCAUGUAUCCAGCACAGAACCCCUUGAAAUAACCUGCUUGCAUGCGGAAGAGACAUUUCGGGUGACUGGCCGGCAGAUCAUUUCUGCUGCCGAGACAUUGACGCUGCAUCCAUCCAGCAAAAUCGCUAAGGAAAACCUGGACGUGUUUUGUGAGGCUUGGGAAUCUCAGAUUAGUGACAUGGCAACCCUGCUAGGAGAGAUCAGAGACGUGUUCCACGGAAGACGAGGAGAGAAGUACGACCAUCUUUCACUUCCAAGGCCCAUGAAGAAUAACUCAAACCUGAAAUCGUCAAAGCCCGACAAGCUGGAUUCCGAGGAGCAGGCCAGGAUAGCAAAGCUGGGGCUGAAGCUGGCUCUGCUCACCUCCGAUGCUGACUGUGAACUUGAGAAGUGGGGUGAUCAAGAGAAUGAGAUCGCUCGCCACGGACGGAGCCUGUCCAGGAUGGCCUACUCUCUGUAUUUAUUUACCAGAGGAGAGGGGCCCCUGAAAACGUCGCAUGACUUAAUUCAUUUCCUAGAGGUUUUUGCUGCAGAGGGAUUAAAGCUUACUUCAGAUAUACAGUCGUUUUCAAAACAGCUAAAAGAUGAUGACAAACUUAUGCUUCUCCUGGAAAUAAACAAGCUAAUUCCUCUAUGCCACCAGCUUCAGACAAUAACUAAGACAUCUUUGCAGAACAAAGUGUUCCUAAAGGUUGACAAGUGUAUUACAAAGAUAAGAUCCAUGAUGGCUCUCGUGGUCCAGCUCCUGUCACUUUGCUAUAAGUUCCUGAAGAAGGUGGAAAAUAACAGGUGGGUCUCAGUGACGAAUAAAGACGCCACGGAUGCUAAAACUUGAGCAGCCUGCAUUUCAUCUCCGGAAAACCAUUUGGCACAGCCGACCUUUUAAAAAAGCAAUUGGUCCUUUGUUUUUUGAGAAAUGCAUCCGUUUUCUGAAAUCUCUUUUUUUCCUUCAGACUAGAGAACUUAACAUCAGUCAUUGCUGUGGCAGUGCGAGUUUAAAGUAGAGACUCUUCAGGGUGUCCCUCCGCACACACCAAAUAUCCCGACUGUCUUAGUGACAGCUGAAUCCCAAAGACGCGGUCAAAGCACACUCCCUUUGGCAUCCUGAACUGUUUUAUUUAAGCCGAUUAUCUACAACACUAAUUUCAGCAGAAAAUAUACAGUGGCCUGGUUGAAUGCAGAGUUUUAGACCUGCGGACUCUUCAAGUCUUGUAGAAGCAGGCUAAGGGUCCCUCAAAUGCUUGGCCCUAGCCUUGCUAGCACUGUUGCUUCUAACAACCACCUCACUUAGUAAGGUCAUUAGGCCACAUCUGUCCCUUCAUACUUCAGAGAGGAAAAUAACAGAAAUCACUCCAGAGAACCCUGGAGCAAGCUCAGAAGAGGAAACGGCUUUUACUCUAGCUGUAGUAUGCAUAGCUGACCACGUAGUCCUGGAUAGUGGAUGGAAUGCUAAGUGUUUCUUGCUGGUUUAAGAACACAGUUUUGAACUGUCCUUCUCAGUACUGAGAAGUGCUGACUGGCAGGGGCAGAAGACAGAACAUUAGAACCUUAAGAUCCCAGAUACCUGUGCUGUGUUUUAUGUUUCUGGCCCUGGAAUGCUCAGUCUCAGACUUAGGGCUUCACCCUCUUCUUGGGCUGGGGAAUGGACUCUGCUGGUAACCUGUUUAUUUAUAAACUGUGUUGUAAAGCAAGGCCAGGGUUGCUCAGGAGAUCGUUCCGCUGAUCUGGUGUAGUUCAGAGUAUUAGAAGAAGGGCUGAGGGAAGGAGCUCUCACAGGCUCAGCAUGUGCUGCACAGAACUCUCGUCUCUUCAGCUACCAUUACCGAUGUCUACACAAGCAUCCUUCUAAAGCAGUGGAGUAAUCUUGCAGACGGCUGGUAUGGGGCAUGAUUGAAUGGAACCAUCUCCUGUGAAAUAGUCAGGAUUGUUACCAACUCCUUCGAGUGAAAAUUCUGAUUUCUUUUUAAACUGAGGAGCAGGAUGCUAACUCUACUGGAUCUCAGUGGAAAUAUGUUAGCAAUAAAGCAGACCCCUCAAUAAAACUGUUAAGGGCCACCAGGUAUGUGAUAACAAUGUCAUUAUCUUGGUCAACAAAAUAGGGACUAUCAAUUAGUAUUAAACAUGGUAAUGUACACUUCAAUAAAAAUUAUGUUCAGUAACUGAAUUCAUACCAACUGAUUUAAUUUUGAUCCACUGGGUUGAGAGCAUACUGAUCAGUAAUAAAAAGUGUCCUUGCAACCUUA